UGUAGUUAAUGGCACAGCAGACGCAGACGUCUAGAGAUAUUGUACGAUGAACUUGGACACAGUGUGUGACUAUAGGUUUGGAACGGAAGAGGCCUUGGUAGCCUGCAGGAUGCUAGGAUUUAACAGCACAACAGCAGUAGCUGUGGGGUCAGCCAAGUACGGAGCAGGCUCUGGUCCUAUUCUGUUCAGUGACCUGCGGUGUGUGGGGAACGAAACCAGCCUUGCGCAGUGUAGACACUGGGGGCUCUACAGACACGACUGUGAACACUGGCGGGAUGUCGGCGUCAUGUGCAACAUCACCACACCAAUGACAGCCCGGUUGUAUGGCGGGACAUCUAAGGCAGGACGUCUAGAAAUAUCGGUCAACGGAGAAUGGACUACAGUGUGUGGGGAAGGAUUUGGACAGAACGAAGUAGAGGUGGCCUGCAGGAUGCUGGGAUUUAACAGCACUAGACAAGCAGCUGUGAAAUAUAUUCUAUCAAACGAUGGCUCACGAUUUCAAUUUGGGUAUAUAAAAUGUCAAGGAAUGGAAACAAAUCUUCAACAAUGCGAGAUUGGACAACUUAACAAAAGCAGCUGCCUGGAUGUCGGUAUCAUUUAUGAGUUCAAAAGCUUUAGUCUGCGACUGACAGGACCUCGCCGUACAGACAGUAACAUGGGGCGUGUAGAAGUGGAGAUUGGAAGUAAACAAUUUAGCACAGUGUGUGUAAACAACGAGAAAACUGCCGCAGUCAUCUGCAGACAACUCAAUUUAAGCCCAGACAAAGCUGCACUGAUAGAUGGUUGGUUGUUCGGACAAGACAAGAAACCUUUACUUGAAGCUUCAUUUGUUUGUAAGGGAACAGAGAGAAGCCUGGAUGAAUGUGUGCUGGAUAACAUUGCACAGGACUGUUAUUCUAAUGAUUGUGGCGUCUAUUGCAGCAAAUAUGAACGUCUUUUAAUAGUUUCUCGGGACGAAAGGUACCCAUUUAUAGAAGGUGCAAACAAAGCUCUGAGGUGCGUGACACCACGAAAGUAUCAACGGGUCGCUGAGUACACAUGGGGAGACACAGCUGGUGGUCAUCCUUGUCUGGAAUUUCAGAGCUUUUACAAUCUGACUAAAGAGUACAAUGGACGUCAAGUAGGCUGCAGCACCAGCUGUCGUGAACGGGAUUCUAAUUCUGCAUAUACCAUAAUGAGUGAUUUUCAUAAGCUAAAGGUUUACUAUAAGCCGUUGAUUACAAUAACAUGGACUGAUAACACCGGGGAACAACAGCCCUUGUCAAGUCUUUCUGAGUUAAAGCCUGGACACAACGUGACCCUGUGGUGUAAAGCUGACAGCAACCCUCGCCCCGCGUCCAUCACGUGGUCAGGAAGAGUGAACAGCACGACUGGGGAGUUACGGAUCCUAGCGGCAGACCACGUGACACACAGCGGUGUGUACACCUGUACCGUCGUCACUCACACCGUUGAUGAUGACGACAGACUUCCGCUGACCUCAUCUGCCAGGUUCAACCUCAGUGUUCAAGGUUUACAUUUACUUUCGUUGUUUAUUCUAAUAUUUAGUGAAAGCAUUAAGUUAUAUUUUUCUCAGUUGUACAAUAACUUGACAAGCAAACUUUACAAACAAACUCCACAUACACUGCAUUAUUAAAAGACAUGAUGAUGCAACACUAAACAUUACACAUUGACACAAGACGUGUCACGUGAUUUGCGUGCUACUACCAGCAGUACGAGUUGCUGCUUUUUAUUAUUUCUCGAGUCAUGUGCCCGAUGUUAUUGUACACCUGCUGCGACACACCAACAGAAGGACGAGUAACAGGUAAGCGAUUUGAAAUCACAGUUUGCAAGACAUUUGUAAAACUGAUAGUUUUGUCCAAGAUCUUUUCUGACCGCCAUACAAUCGAGUGUUGUUUUACAUAUGUUGACCUCUCUGUCGGUUUUAAUGUGUAUAGUAGUAAGUAAUAAAUGUUCAUAAUGCCAUACAUUUACUGCAAUGGAAGGCAGAGUUCUGUCGUACUACAAACAUCUUUUUAAAGCAGCAGUUAGUUUGUGUCUAUAUGAUGUUGUUGUUUAUUUGUGUGUGUAUGUGAGAGAGAGAGAGACAGAGAGAGCAAAAGAGAGAAAAACAGAUGAAUAUUUUAAUCUUUUCAAUUCAAACAAUUUCUUCCAAUUUAUUUUUGCAGGUGUUUCGAGUUAAUGUUUUGUGCUUGAAAAGCCCAUUUGAAUCCGUAUACUUCGAAUAUUGUCAUUUUCUCACUCUCCUGUCAAACGUUUUGCUCUUUGAAGAUGCAGCGUUUUCCCACUGGCGUGGGAGUCGGUCAAAGGUCACUGGCGUCAAUCCAACGUUUUGGGUCAAGCCGUUUCUAGGCAACAACUCUUUGUCUUUAUAUCCAUUUAAUAAAGAGCAUGGAGACAAAUAUUCGGAUCAGUAACCUCUAAUAAAUCUGACAAAUUAUCAUUCACUCCUUGUCAGCAAAAGAAUCUGUUAUAUUUUGUAUUUAUUAAAGAACACACAUAACUACCUGGAGUUCACAACAAUAAUUUUUAAGCCAACGAUGCAAUCUUAAACAGAAAUCGAAUAAUUGACACUAGAACCCUCUCCUCUUUUUGAAAUUCACUAAUGUAUCUCUGAUUGCCAGCCUUAUAUGAUUGGAAACGACAUCGUCCAAGUCAUGACCAGCUACUUAAGGUAACAUUAGACUACACAUGACUCUUGUGAUCCCCACACAGCAUCUUUCAUGUUUACUUAGAUAGUCAAGAAUCCAUUAGUGUUUGCGUGGUUUUUUUUGUU
This is a messenger RNA of Pomacea canaliculata, 2773 nucleotides long. RefSeq names its product neurotrypsin-like. The transcript is spliced from 8 exons. Bases 47 to 1633 code for a protein of 528 amino acids. Gene Ontology annotation, cellular component: membrane. Lineage: Eukaryota; Metazoa; Mollusca; Gastropoda; Architaenioglossa; Ampullariidae. The record is from RefSeq and is a predicted model, not a curated record.